This is a messenger RNA of Lynx canadensis (Canada lynx), 2854 nucleotides long. Its product is annotated as glutamate receptor ionotropic, delta-1. Gene Ontology annotation, biological process: monoatomic ion transport; modulation of chemical synaptic transmission; synaptic transmission, glutamatergic. Gene Ontology annotation, cellular component: plasma membrane; postsynaptic membrane. Lineage: Eukaryota; Metazoa; Chordata; Mammalia; Carnivora; Felidae. Gene Ontology annotation, molecular function: transmitter-gated monoatomic ion channel activity involved in regulation of postsynaptic membrane potential; glutamate-gated receptor activity. The transcript is spliced from 14 exons. The record is from RefSeq and is a predicted model, not a curated record. Bases 1 to 2562 code for a protein of 853 amino acids.
AUGGAGCAGCCUAGGAGGGGAGAGUUUUGUGGGGGCACGGCUCAUAAGGAGGAGGACUUGUGUGGCUCCAGAAGACUUCCAGGUUCCAAGAAUGUGAUGGAUCAAGGAAUAAGGGUGGAACCUACAAAAGAUUUCGGAUAUUUAGCCUCUGGCAGUCACGAGAAUCAUCCCCCUAAGCUCCCCUUCAGAAAAGCAUUUGCAGGUACUUUUUCGAGAGGGGAGAGGAAAGCCCUCACCUUUGGCGGCCCUGUGAUGCCUGCCGUAGAGACCAAUCUGGCUUCCAAGGACAGCCACUGGGUCUUUGUGAAUGAGGAAAUCAGCGACCCAGAGAUCCUGGAUCUGGUGCACAGCGCCCUUGGCAGGAUGACUGUGGUCCGGCAGAUCUUCCCAUCUGCAAAGGACAACCAGAAAUGCAUGAGGAACAACCACCGCAUCUCCUCCCUGCUCUGUGACCCCCAGGAAGGCUACCUCCAGAUGCUGCAGAUCUCCAACCUCUACCUGUAUGACAGUGUCCUGAUGCUGGCCAAUGCCUUCCACCGGAAGCUGGAGGACCGGAAGUGGCAUAGCAUGGCGAGCCUGAACUGUAUACGCAAGUCCACCAAGCCAUGGAAUGGAGGAAGGUCCAUGCUGGACACGAUCAAAAAGGGUCACAUCACUGGCCUCACAGGGGUGAUGGAGUUUCGGGAGGACAGCUCGAAUCCCUACGUCCAGUUUGAAAUCCUCGGCACAACCUAUAGUGAGACCUUUGGCAAAGACAUGCGGAAGUUGGCGACGUGGGACUCAGAGAAAGGUCUGAAUGGCAGCCUGCAAGAGAGGCCCAUGGGCAGCCGCCUCCAAGGACUGACUCUCAAAGUGGUGACUGUCUUGGAAGAGCCUUUCGUGAUGGUGGCUGAGAACAUCCUUGGACAGCCCAAGCGCUACAAAGGGUUCUCCAUAGAUGUCCUGGAUGCAUUGGCCAAAGCUCUGGGCUUCAAAUAUGAGAUUUACCAAGCUCCCGAUGGCAGGUAUGGUCACCAGCUCCAUAACACCUCCUGGAACGGAAUGAUCGGGGAGCUCAUCAGCAAGAGAGCAGACUUGGCCAUCUCUGCCAUCACGAUCACCCCGGAGAGGGAGAGCGUUGUGGACUUCAGCAAGCGGUACAUGGACUAUUCAGUGGGAAUCCUAAUCAAGAAGCCCGAGGAGAAAAUCAGCAUCUUCUCUCUUUUUGCUCCAUUUGAUUUUGCUGUCUGGGCCUGCAUUGCAGCCGCCAUCCCUGUGGUGGGUGUGCUCAUCUUUGUGCUGAAUCGGAUACAGGCCGUGAGGGCUCAAAGUGCUGCCCAGCCCCGACCAUCCGCUUCGGCCACCUUGCACAGUGCCAUCUGGAUAGUCUACGGCGCCUUCGUACAGCAAGGUGGCGAAUCCUCAGUGAACUCCAUGGCCAUGCGCAUCGUGAUGGGCAGCUGGUGGCUCUUCACCCUCAUCGUGUGCUCCUCCUACACGGCGAAUCUUGCUGCAUUCCUCACCGUGUCCAGGAUGGACAACCCCAUAAGGACAUUCCAGGACCUCUCCAAACAAGUUGAUAUGUCUUACGGUACCGUCCGGGAUUCUGCUGUGUAUGAGUACUUCCGAGCCAAGGGCACCAACCCCCUGGAACAAGACAGCACAUUUGCUGAACUCUGGAGGACCAUCAGCAAGAACGGAGGGGCUGACAACUGUGUGUCCAGUCCUUCGGAAGGCAUCAGGAAGGCAAAGAAGGGGAACUACGCCUUUUUAUGGGAUGUGGCAGUGGUGGAGUACGCAGCCCUAACAGAUGAUGACUGCUCUGUGACUGUCAUUGGCAACAGCGUCAGCAGCAAGGGCUACGGGAUCGCCCUGCAGCACGGCAGCCCCUACAGGGACCUCUUCUCCCAGAGGAUCCUGGAGUUGCAGGACACUGGGGACCUGGACGUGCUCAAGCAAAAGUGGUGGCCUCACAUGGGCCGCUGUGAUCUCACCAGCCACGCCAGUGCCCAGGCCGACGGCAAAUCCCUCAAGCUGCACAGCUUCGCUGGGGUCUUCUGCAUCCUGGCCAUCGGCCUCCUCCUGGCCUGCCUGGUGGCCGCCCUGGAGUUGUGGUGGAACAGCAACCGGUGCCACCAGGAGACCCCCAAAGAGGACAAAGAAGUGAAUUUGGAGCAGGUUCACCGGCGCAUGAACAGUCUAAUGGAUGAAGACAUUGCUCACAAGCAGAUUUCCCCAGCGUCCAUUGAGCUUUCGGCCCUGGAGAUGGGGGGCCUGGCUCCCAGCCAAGCCUUGGAGCCGACGCGAGAGUACCAGAACACACAGCUCUCGGUCAGCACUUUUCUGCCAGAGCAAAGCAGCCACGGCCCCAGCCGGACACUCUCGUCAGGGCCUAGCAGCAAUCUGCCGCUGCCCCUCAGCAGCUCGGCCACCAUGCCCUCCAUGCAGUGCAAACACAGGUCGCCCAAUGGGGGGCUAUUCCGCCAGAGCCCGGUGAAGACCCCCAUCCCCAUGUCCUUCCAGCCUGUGCCGGGAGGCGUCCUUCCAGAGGCCUUGGACACCUCCCAUGGCACCUCCAUCUGACCGCGCCGCCUGCCCUCCUGCCCGCCCAUCCACCCACCCGACCAGCAGAGCUUUUUAAUACAAGAAAACAACAACACAAACCACACACACGUGCACACACACACACACACACACACACAAAGACUCUUUCAUUUUUCUUGUACAUAUGUGUAAAUAAUGACAGAAUGGAGUGGGGUAAAAGUGUAUUUUGAAUAUUCCCAAUUUUCGAAGUCAGUAAAAAAAAAACACAAAAACUGUAUGAAUGACUUUGUAAAUUUUGUUCUAUAUGAAUAAAAAGGCAAAUUACUUGUGA